CCAUGUCAACCGAUGAGCCGCCCAUUCCUGACGAUUUCGUUCUGCCUCCCGAUACCUGCAUCAUCCAAGGUAAAGGCGAAUUCGUGGCUGCUGGCGUGACCUCACUCGUGGAGCUCUUGCCGAACGGCGAUAUUAUUAAGACACCAUGGGAUGAUCCCACCAGAGGGGAUUGUGUGCAAGACAUUAUCACUGAGGCAAAAAUCUAUCAAAUAUUAGGGCAACACCCGCGCCUGGUAAAGCUUCGAAGUUGGGAUUCUAUGCAACAUACAAUAACAAUGGAGUACAUGCCAAAUGGCACACUGCAACAGUACAUUGAAAACCAUUAUAAAGAUAUUUCACGACCACUGCAGCUCCAGUGGGCUCAACAGGCGGCUGAAGGCCUGCAGCUCCUCCAUGCAACCAACAUUAUUCAUUGCGACAUUGGUCCACAUAACUUUCUGUUAGACGAAUUACUUGAUUUAAAGAUUUCUGACUUCAGCGGUUCGUCGGUCAACGGUUCCUGCGCCUCGGUCUGCCCCAGAUCCCGCUAUCGAGCUCCCGAUCCGGAGUGGCACCCAGGCAAGCCGCCAAGCUUCAGCGAAGAUUUAUUUGCUCUUGGCUCUGUACUUUACUUUAUAUUCACCGGCAAUCCCCCAUUCCAAAAGCUAGAGGAGGAUCAAGUUGAAAGAAAUUACGAAGCUGGAGUUUUCCCUGAUUUAUCAGAGGUGCUGUGCUCUGAUAUCAUCACGCUGUGCUGGCAGCAGAGCGCUGGUUCUGCUCACCAGAUAUAUGAGAUGAUUAGCCGACUUUGUGUCUCGGAAAAUAUAUAG
This is a messenger RNA of Trichoderma atroviride IMI 206040, 809 nucleotides long. RefSeq lists its product as uncharacterized. Gene Ontology annotation, molecular function: protein serine/threonine kinase activity; ATP binding. Gene Ontology annotation, biological process: regulation of autophagy; protein autophosphorylation; autophagosome assembly. Lineage: Eukaryota; Fungi; Ascomycota; Sordariomycetes; Hypocreales; Hypocreaceae. The record is from RefSeq and is a predicted model, not a curated record. Gene Ontology annotation, cellular component: autophagosome; phagophore assembly site; membrane.